AUGUCUAGCAGAAUCAAGGAAACUUCAGAAAACAUUUCUGCUAAAUUAUUGGAAACAUCUCAUAUUGGACAUUCAGAAGAAGACAAUGAUUUCGAGUUGUCUCUGUUCUCCCAAGCCACUGAAAUGAUGUGGAAGUUCAUCCCGCCUGUCAUCCUCGUGCUCGGCACCUUCGGCAACGUGAUGACCAUCGUGAUGAUGAGGCGAAUGAGCGAGGGCCAGUCGUCACACACUAUGUCCUUGUACUUCACAGCGCUGGCCGUGUCUGACCUCGUCCUGUUGUAUGCUGGACUGCUCCGAAAAUGCGCCAUCAACUUUUAUCUUUACUGCCUCAGCGGUGCUCGAUUCAGAGGCGAAGUAAAAAAAAUAUUUUGUGGGGAACAAAGCUCACAAAAACAAUCCACGACUACCAUCCCUAUGACUAUUAACACCCGCAAUGAUUUUUGA
Molecule: messenger RNA, 444 nt
Organism: Pomacea canaliculata
Lineage: Eukaryota; Metazoa; Mollusca; Gastropoda; Architaenioglossa; Ampullariidae
Exons: 2
Coding region: 1-444 (147 amino acids)
Biological process (GO): G protein-coupled receptor signaling pathway
Cellular component (GO): plasma membrane
Molecular function (GO): G protein-coupled receptor activity
Source: RefSeq, a predicted model, not a curated record